This is a messenger RNA of Symbiodinium pilosum, 849 nucleotides long. The record is from the annotation of a GenBank genome assembly. Lineage: Eukaryota; Dinophyceae; Suessiales; Symbiodiniaceae.
GAGGUUGAGACUAAGUUUCUCCAACAGCGGUAUGACGACCUCCCGCACCCCAUCAAGGUUCAGGGCAACAACCUGUCACCAUUUACCAUGCAAGUGAUCGUGCUACCCCGUGGGGACAAAAAAAUGGACAUUAUCAAGCACGUCAAGUUCGCGGAUGGGGCCAAAGUCACGCACACCACUAUCAGGUCCAUGGCUGUUGGCCGCGCACUCGAAAUUGACUAUCGAAAGAACUACAGGGACAAUAGCAAGGCCUUGCAGUAUCUUCUUGAGGGACUCGGUGGCUUUCAAAUUCGUUAUCAUAAGAUCGUGCCUGGCAACAACAGCGCCAAACUGAUCAGGGAGACGGAGGAUAUCCGUAAGGGCUUCCAGUACAUUCGCAAAAACGGACCGGAGGAUAACGCCAAGGGGGAUUUCACCACAUGGACCGAAGAGACGGUCAACGACCCCAACGCCAUCCUUUAUCGUUGGGACAAGGGCACCAUAAAGGAAUUCCUUCGGUGUCUGGCAGAUCAGGGAAGCCAAUCCAACACCAUCACAGACUGGCCUCUGACCCUGGUGGAUUUCAAGCCAUGGGCUUGCUCGAAUCCAUAUGAUCGAUCUGCUGAACCACCCAUGGCUACCAACGUCACAUCUGACCGGGUCGAUUUCGAGACCUUCUACAAGAUCGUGCGGCCAUCAUUCCACAAGGAUUUCAAUGAGGAAGACUUGAUUGCCGUGUUCAAGCGGUCAUCUAUGGUAGUCUUCGCCGACAUCGCUAUCUACUUCCGCCUUCCCAUCAAGCAUCACCGUUGGCCAGAAGAUGGUGAAAUUAUCCUCCUACAUGCACGGCAAACUGACCAACAAGGGUGA